Messenger RNA from Vicia villosa (hairy vetch), 477 nucleotides. RefSeq lists its product as uncharacterized. Bases 1 to 477 code for a protein of 158 amino acids. The record is from RefSeq and is a predicted model, not a curated record. The transcript is spliced from 2 exons. Lineage: Eukaryota; Viridiplantae; Streptophyta; Magnoliopsida; Fabales; Fabaceae. Gene Ontology annotation, molecular function: nucleic acid binding.
AUGAUGGUUAAGAAGUUGGAAUUGACUGAGCAAUUCAAAGAUAUGAGUUUGGUUUGUGAAGUAACGCCUAAGAGUGUUAGGUUGGGUAUGCUGAAGAUUAAUAAUGAUUUUCUGGAUUGUAUCAAGGAAGCUCAGAAGUUAGAUGUGAAAUUGGUGGAUUUGAUGGUUGGAAUCGAUCAAUAUGAGGAUAGAGAUUUUAAGUUGGAUGCGCAAGGUGUGUUGAGAUUCCAUAAUCAGAUUUGUAUUCCUGAUGACGUGGAUUUGAAGAGAGCGAUUCUUGAAGAAGGUCACAGAAUUUCGAAGUUGGUAGAGAUUUAUACCAAUGUGAUUGUUAAGUUGCAUGGUGUUCCUUUAUGUAUUAUUUCGGAUCGAGAUCAGAGGUUCACUUCAGAUUUUAGGAAAAGUUUACAAGGAGCACUGGGUUCUAAGUUGAGGUUGAGUUUGGCGUAUCAUCCUCAAACAGACGGUCAGACGUAG